This is a messenger RNA of Coregonus sp. 'balchen', 1824 nucleotides long. The record is from the annotation of a GenBank genome assembly. NCBI's taxonomy places the organism in Eukaryota, Metazoa, Chordata, Actinopteri, Salmoniformes, Salmonidae.
AUGGUCAUUCUACGGGACAAAAUAAGAUUCUACGAAGGUAUUUGUGGUGUCUCACUUUUCACAGAAUCUUAGUAGAUGUGUUAACAGUGACCCAUUAGAGAGAGCAGUCAGUCCUCCAAAUAAAAAUAAUUGAUCUGAAGCUUACAUUACCUUUGUCAGGGUCUGUGAUGUUCUGUGCUUAACACACCAAAGUCAACUAAGGCCAUAGGUCCCAAACUGCUGUGCUUUGUGAGAUUAUUUUAGUACUAACAGCAGUUGGUUUGCUCCUCCUUUGGUGUGCAGGUCAGAAGUUACUGGACUCUCUGGCAGAGACAUGGGACUUUUUCUUCUGUGAUGUUCUCAACAUGCUACAGGCCAUCUUUCACCCAGUACAGGUAUCACUCCCCUAACUCUCCUCCCUCAUCUCUCUCUCUCUCUAUCUCUCUGUCUCUAUCUCUUUAUGUCCUGACUCUCCUCUAACCUGUUCUCUCUCUCUCUCGCUCUCUCUCUCUCUCUCUGAUUCUCUCUUAGCAGACAAUAAAGAAACACAUUCUCUCAGGGAAUUAAAGCUGCAUUUUCAUAACCCUCCCUCUCCUCACCCUUCGCGCCAUUCCUCUUUCUAUCUCUCCCCUUCUUCUCUCCUUUCUGUCUGCAGGGUAAGGAGCCCAGUGUGAGACAGCUGGCUCUGCUCCAUUUCAGGAACACCAUAGUUCUGAGUGUGAAGCUGGAGGAUGCUCUGUCUCGGCCCCGCGCCCGCAUUCCCCCCUCCGUCACGCAGAUGCUGCUUAUACUGCAGGUAGGUACAGUACGCCUCUCUCUCUCUUUUUCUCUGUCUCUUUAUGUCCCUCACUCACACACACACAUGCUCUGACCUGUCUUCUCUCUCUCCCUGUAGGGUGUCCAUGAGUCGCGGGGUGUGAGUGAGGACUACCUGCGUCUGGAGUCUCUGGUCCAGAGGGUGGUCUCUCCUUACCUGGGCACCCACGGCCUCUACUCUGGAGACGGCAGCGUGGCACACUGCUCCUGUGUGCUUGGUAAGAUACAUACACUGCCCUGUUCACCCACUACGUUUUCUCUCUCCUUUACUCUCCUUCACUUACACACUCUGUCCCUCCCACAGAGAAUCGUUUCCAGUGGUGCUGGCCUAAGCAGCCUGUGGACCAGCCGUCUAAGAACCCUGUGGUCCGUUCUAAGAGCUACAACAUCCCUCUCCUCCUGACGCCCGUGGCAGAGUACGACCCUGACGCCAGCUCGGUGGGCAGCGGGGGCAUCCGACGCCACUCUGCCUGUGAGAUCAUCUCCUGCUUAGAGGAACAGGGCCUGGCCUACACCGACAUUGCCUCUGGGAUUGACCCCUCCACCUCCAGUACCUCUGCUAACAGGCUCUGUGUGGUUCCACAGUCCACAGGUAGGGCCUCAGUCCUCCUCACUAGCUCCUUACUAGGUUAGGCUAUGCAUACACUACAAACUGCAAACUUCCAGAGGCGCAGGGUGGAAAAGUUGCCAUAGUAGGAAAAAUAAGAAAAAUACUCUUGCCAGACUGAUUGAUCCUAACCCACAACCUUCCCUCUGGCAGGAUCUAUGGAGUCUUCUCUCCCCUCCCCCUCAAUCCUCCCUCUCCACUCCCCAGGACCCCUCCAUGGGACGGAGGCAACAAUGACCCUCACAGACAUGGCCAAUGGUGCCCCCUCCUCUCCCCCCAGCGGAUCCUCCAGCCCAGAGACCAUCAUUGGACAGGUGCUGGAGUCCCUGGACUCAGAUUUAGAUGGGAUAUUCAUAGAAUUCCCACCCUGCUGCUCGGAGUCAAUGGGAUAUGGUCGGGAGAGCAGGCAGAGUACUGUGUAG